This is a messenger RNA of Vicia faba (fava bean), 2028 nucleotides long. The record is from the annotation of a GenBank genome assembly. NCBI's taxonomy places the organism in Eukaryota, Viridiplantae, Streptophyta, Magnoliopsida, Fabales, Fabaceae.
AUGACGACGGCGAUGACCGAAAAAGUGAGACUCCGAUUGUUCUUCGACGAUCCUAACAUUAUCAGCAAGUCAAAGACGAAACAAGGCUUGAACCGUUGCUGGUUCCUUCUAGAACCCCACCUCACCACCAUUUCCGAUCUCGCUUCUCGUCUCCAAACCCUUUUCCGCCUCCACCGCACCUCUCCCGCCGGCGUCACUCUUUCGAUGGAUGGUUUUGUUUUGCCACCGUUCGUGUCCACUUGUAUUUUGAGGGAUAAAGACAUUGUGUGUGUGAGAAGAAAGGGAAGUAGGUUAACUGAUAGUAAACCUGCAAUGCUGCAAUUAGAAGCACGUGAGAAUCAAACGAUAAACGCGUUGAACCUUCUUGCAAUUGAGGGGGUUCAAGAGGAGAGGCGAGAACCUGAAACUGUUUCCCUAGAUGACGACGACGAUGAUGAUGAUGAUAAUGAUCAAUCUGAAGAUGUGGUAUAUGUGGAAUCUAAAUCUGAUGGGAAUACAACCUCGAAGAAGAGAAAGGCGUCAAAGAAGCUUAAGAGCCCUAGUCAGAAGAAGAUUAAGAUGUCUACGACGGAUAACUUAUCAGUCAUUCCGGAGGUCAAUGAUGAGGAAAAUGGAAGUUUUAAAGACCACCAGCCAAGUCCUGCCAAGAAAUCCUCAAAAAAGUUGUCAAAAAAGUCUAACAACCUUGAUUUAACUAAACAAAAAGAUGACAAAAAUGGGUCAAUAAGCGAUGAAACAAGGUCUCUUCAGCCUCAACGUGAAGUCGAAACAAAAAAGUUGCCUAGCAGAAGUGCUCGGCGGAAAAAGGCCAAAAGAAAGUGGUUGAGGGAACUAAAAUUAGAGAAAAAGAAAGAGAAGGAGAAAGACAAAGAGAGAGAGAAUGAGAAUGAGAAUGGAAAUGAGAACGAGAAGGAGAAAGAGAAGCUUCAUCCGAAUCAGGUGCUUGAGAAAGAUGAUCAACAAUUACCUAUCAAAGAUAAGAAUGACAUAGUUGCUGAUGUGCAUCAACAAUCUGAUGAAGAAAGUGAAGCAGAGGAUGACAUGGUUCCUGUGGAGAUCAAGCCAGGGCACAUUCGGUUCCAACCCCGUGGAAAAGAUCAAGCAGUGCCAGAGAAUCAGUUCCCAGUGGACACGUUUCAGUGGAGUGGUACCACCAGCAAGAAGAAGGGUCAGAAAUGGGGUAAAGAGAGGACCUCAUCCCAUAAACAGGAUGAUUAUGAGCAACCCCGUCAUGAUUUUCCUAUUGUUCAGAAUGCUGGGAAAAAACACACAUUUGAUGCAGUAGAUUUUGACAAGCUCACACCUUAUACAGACUUGCCUAAGGAAGGGAUUGUUAUUGCUUAUCGAUUGAUUGAGUUAUCAGAAUCUUGGACUCCUGAGAUCUCCUCCUUCAGAGUUGGUAAAGUGACAGAGUUUGACAGUAAAUCAAACAGGAUAUGGCUAGAGACAGUUUCAGAAUUUCCAUUUGAUUUUAGGAAGAAAAUAGAUGACCUAGAUGACGAUACAACACCUGCACAGUAUGAUCCUUCCCCUUAUCAGGAAGAUGGUUCUUUAGAGAUUGAUUAUGUAUCUCUGGCUGAUGUUCGAAUCAUUAAGAAUGGCCACUCGAAUUUGGCAACUGUAGUUGCUUCAAAUGAUGCUUUAGCAACUCCAACAAAAGCAACUAACACUAGCACUGAUGCUUUGGUAACUCCAACAAAAGCAACUAACACUAGCACUGAUGCUUUGGUAACUCCAACAAAAGCAACCAACAAUAGCACUGAUGAAAAACGUGUUGGUAAUCAAACUCCUGUUGGAAGCUCGAAGCCACAAAAGGAGGGCCAUACCCCUGCUAAAGAAAAUGGAGAAAUUAACGUUUGGGAUGAAAUCAAUGAAGCAUUAAAAGCAAAGAAGGCCCGGCUGUUGCAGGGGGGUGGUUGGAAGAAAGAUGAUAGUUCAAGCAAUAGGCCAUGGUCUCAGAGAGCCAAAUGCAGUGCACUGGGUCCCACAAUGGCACUUUUAAGAUCACAGAAUGGCUUUAAGAAAUAG